UCGCAUCGAAGAAGAAUCCGGUGUUUUCGACUGUUCUAGUAGUUUGGGGUCGAAAAUGGCUGUUCCAGGUGUGAAUAAGGAUAACAUUCGAGCUGGAUGUAAAAGAUGUGGCUAUCCGGGUCACCUAACGUUCGAGUGUCGUAACUUUGUGCGCGUGGACCCAAGGAAAGAUAUCGUUUUGGAUGUUAGCAGCACGAGCUCUGAGGAGAGUGAAGACGAAGCAGAACAGGAACCUGUCAGGAAGGAGAAGAUCUUUGGGAGCAGUCGCUCCAAGGAUUCCAGCAACGGUUCUAAAAAGGAGAAACACAGAAAGAGAAGUAAAGAGAGAAAAACAAAGAAGCGGUCUCACUCGUCCAGCGAUGAUGAUGAUGAUGAGGAAGGAAGCCACAAAAAGAAGAAAAAAAGCCAUAAGAGGAAAAGCAAAAAGGAAAAGCAAAAGAAAGAGAAGAAGAGCUCUAAAAAACAGAAGAAGAAACACACACAAUCCUCCUCAUCGGACAGCUCCAGUUCAUCCUCAGAUUAAAUGUAGUUUUUAUUGAAUUAAUGAACAAUACCCGACUGCAACUCUGGGCUGAAAUUUCUGAAGCUUAAGGCUGUGUUUACAUUGCAUUGUUGGCAUCCAUUACAGACUGAGCUGAUGUGUGCUGCUGGAUUAUUUGUGGGCGAGGUCGAUUUUCCCAGAUCACUAAGAAACCAGCAAACCAGCGUCCUAAACGUUACCAACACUAAUGGUGCUGUACUAUUUAAUGUAUGUGGAUUGGGACAAGAAAUGCUUGUUAAUACUCAGCUUUCCUGUAAUCUUAAGUCAACAUGCUGUUUAAGACUGUAAAAGCCACACAAAUAUCCAGACAAAUAAUAAUAUUAGUGUAAUCUGACUCAUUAUUCUCAUUCAGUUUGAGAUGGAUGUUCUGUAGAGAGAGAGAGAUUCAGUCUGGGUUAAGUAGUUUUACCUGACUGUUUACCUUUGAUUUGUUUCUUUAUCUCUCUCUCUGACGUCAAUGAAUCUUAUUCAGAUCGGCUGGCUAUUGUCUUAACUCGGAACUUUUUAAAAACAUAUGCAUAUAACCUCUCAAUACGUUCUUUUUAUUCUUAACAAGAAGUUGUAAACACAGCCUUAGGAUCUUAAGUCCCAAAUUAAAAUUGUUUCUCAGAGCUGAGUGUGAAUGCCGGAGGUAUUUUUUUUUUAAUAAGAUGCGAUGUUCCUGGAAUCAUGUUCCUCUUGUACAGGUUUCUUUUUAUCUGUGCUCGUGGUCUUGCUGUAUUUUCACAGUGUUGUAUUAUUUUGUAUAGAAAUAAAAAGAAAGCACAUGCUGUCCUAAACGUC
Messenger RNA from Trichomycterus rosablanca, 1324 nucleotides. It is a transcript of the gene srek1ip1, whose product is annotated as SREK1-interacting protein 1. The record is from RefSeq and is a predicted model, not a curated record. The coding region runs from base 56 to 523 and encodes 155 amino acids. The transcript is spliced from 5 exons. Gene Ontology annotation, molecular function: zinc ion binding; nucleic acid binding. Lineage: Eukaryota; Metazoa; Chordata; Actinopteri; Siluriformes; Trichomycteridae.